CCGGGCAGCUUCAAACAUCUUCAGACUCAUGAAACUGACGAAAGUGAACAUUUUGGCCGCUGCUUCCGUGGCACUUCUCGUCAUCUUGCUGGCCAAACACUCCGAGACCAGAGCAUUGCAGCAACAAAUUGGGAACCUCGAGGAGACUGCUCUCGAACUGGAAAGCUGCCAGGCAAAACAGAAUGAUGAGAAGAACAUCCAACUGCAGAUGGAGGUGGCGAAUCUCAAAGCUGAAGUAGAACUGAAGGAUGAGAUGAACAUUCAACUGCAGAAGGACGUCGAGAAUCUCAAAACGGAGGUCGAACUCAUGGAUGCAAUGAACGCUCAACUGCAGAGGGACGUCGAGACUCUCAACGCGGAGGACACGUGGCUCGGACGCUUCGGAUUUCCAAGACAUUUGAAAGUGCAGAAGGACAUUGAGAAUCUCAACACGGAGGCAGAAAUAAAGGAUGCAAUGAACGUUCAACUGCAGAGGGACAUCGAGAAUCUCAAAGCGGAGGCACGACGAAAGGAUGACAAGAAUAUUCAGCUGCAGAAGGACAUCGAGAAUCUCAAAACGGAGGCUCUGACUGCUGAGCUGGCAAACUUCCAGGUGGAUCAUGAGAAGAUUGGCCAAAGUGUGAAUGUGAACGUUCAGGUCUUGAUGGCUACCUUUGUCAUUGGCGCCUUGAUGGCCAUGCUGCGGCGCUAUAGACAGACCCAAAAGGUGAAACAGGUGCAUGUACUGCCUUGGGAGCUUCAUGGAAGGAUGAAGGAACAACAGGCUAUUGCUACUCGGAAGUUGCAAGGUGCCUGGCGUCGAAAGGCAGCGAGACUGGAAGAGAGGAAGAGCAGGGAAUACAAGGAAGCUCGUUUGAAGACCCUGUGGCGGAAGAUGCUGGCACGUCGCAUCCAACGCACCUGGCGUGCCAAAGUUCCCCUCUUGCGCCACCGGCGCCAGCGCAGUUGUGCCAAGGAGACCGCCUAUGAUGCGGUCUUUGCAUUUGAGUCGCUUUCCAAUUUCCUGACCACUGGGGAAAUUGAGUUUCUCCAAGCACCGGAGUCCAAGUUUGAUUUCACCAGAGAGUCCCGCUAUCGCAUCGUGGCGGUGGUGGGUCUAUUUGACAAGGGGAAGACCUUCUUGAUCAACAAACUCUUUGGCAAGAACCUUCCGAGUGGCAAGAAAUGUCCUACUACAGGCAUCAGCUUUCUGUGGAUUGAAGACUUAGAGAUGCUGGUGCUUGACUCAGCUGGUGUCCAACGCCCAGUUUCGCAGUGUGAUGGUGCUGUUCAAAGCAUUCAGGAUGCCCGUGCCACCGAAAGCUUCAUGUUUGAGAUGAUCAGCCGCAUUGCAGACUACAUGAUCUUUGUGGUGAACGACUUUACCUGGUUUGAACAAGAGUAUGUGAGCAUGCUGCACAGGAAGUAUGAGCAAAUGCUCCGGCACACGGAACUCAUUGUGGUUCACAAUUUGAGGGACACCUACGAAGCGGAGGAAGCCAAAGAUCUGUUUGACCAGCAGAUCAAGAAGUGCUACAAGGGUGGCAGCUCACCACUUGACGAGUUAACAUAUGUGGCGGUGAUGCAAGAGGGAGUUCCACCUGUUAAUCAUGUCGCCCUUUGCAAGGAAAUGACCCUUGCAGGUGACAAGUACAACAAGAAGAACAUUGAGCAUCUAAAGAACCAGUUGAGAUUUCGCCAUAUGCUGGGCCGCAGCAUGAGUUUGACCGACUCUCUUCGCAAGGAGCUUGAGCGGCUCAUCCCCACCUUCGCCUAUGUCGAGCGUGCGCCGGAGCAGAUGCCUUCUUCCGAAAAGACCUUGAGUGUCCUCUACGAGACCUGCAAGGUGGUGGACAAGAAAGAAAGCGGUUUGAGCGGCCUCUCCACAUUCGAGAUGGUGUGCAAGGAUUAUGGAAAGGUGGGUUGCAUGCGACUGAAGGCCAUUUCAGAUGCUAAGGUGAGCAUGAAGACUCAGGGUGUGAUCAAUCCCUUGGGCGAAAUCAUCACCCAUGACGUGACCUUCGAGCCCAACGUCAAUGUCUAUGACCGGACCCUACAGGAUGGCAUUGAACGCGUGAUUCGCAUCGAAUGUCCUGGAGUACAGCAGGAGGACAUCAAGUGGAAGGCUUUCCAAAGUGGCGUGAAAAUCAGCAUCCGCAAGCAGAAACCCAUUGAGGAGACCACAGUGCAGGCAGUGGAGCCCAUCAUACAGCACCACGGUCCCUGGGAGCGCGCCUUCGAGUUUGAGAACGGUUCCGGGCGUUUCGAUGAUUUUGAUGAGGAGAACUUCGUUUUGGCCGAUGGCGUUUUGACAGCGACAUUGCGCAAGUCCUUUCAAUGUCGCGAGGGCAAGGUGACGACCAAAAAUCCCACGCUGCUUCAAGGGCUUCAGGGUAGGGACCCUCCAACUCCUUCGGUGAAAAGUAGCAUCUGUUCAUUUGACAUGGUGACCAAUUUGGAGCAUCGUGAGAUGAGGGCAGGUGAACCUGCUAUGAAUUUAAAGACUUGAUGGCACAGAGUCUCUCCAAGAGCCUGCACUCUCAAGGUCCCCGGAGAGAUGUUAGUUGCGAUAUGUUGCGAUAUCUCAGUAGGCAUUUUCUGUGUGAAACUCAGAACGGAACAGAACAGUUUCCUGUUCUUCCAUCCUGAGCUUUGAUGCUGUGGAAUGGGUCAAAAACCUUGGUGUUUCGGUCCUUGUCGUCCAGCUGGCAAACGGAUCAUUUCGAUGGUUCACAGGCAUUGACCCAUUCCCAUUUAACAAGUUCCCUUUGGCGUCCGGCACAUCCUGACAGUGUGCCACGACAGUGUAGAGGCGCCAAUGCCGUUUCAGAACCGAAGCAUUCUGGCAUCGAUUGCAGUAGAGGGUUUGAAGAGGCGACACACUCCCUGCAAACACGUGGAAAAAGGAAGUUCCCGAAGAUGAUAUUGGGAAAGAUGCGCGAUGUGAUGUUGAGCAAAACCAUUGUAUGGCAGCUUUGGCAUACAAAACGCAAUUCUCUGAGCAGAUCAUAU
Cladocopium goreaui is the source of this 2991-nucleotide messenger RNA. The record is from the annotation of a GenBank genome assembly. NCBI's taxonomy places the organism in Eukaryota, Dinophyceae, Suessiales, Symbiodiniaceae.